AUGCCUGUGAUAUCGAUUGAUGCUCUACUAUUCCUUCUGCACUAUCAUCUCUGUUUUCUCUUGAACCGCUGCACUACUCAUCUGGGUGACAUGAAGCCAGAUUGCUCUUUAUCCUCUCACCAGCUCAAGAAGCUCGACAAGAACAUGGGAGACAGUACCAUUAUUGAUCGUGAUGCACUCACCGAAUCACAGAAAUGGUCAUAUAUCACGGAUAACACAUUGAAAAUGAUGAGCUUGGGAUUUCUGUGCGGCGGUGCCGUUUCAAUGGUUGUAUUUCGCUCGGUCGCGUCUCGCGCAGCUGUCACCGCGUUCGGCACAGGGUGUGGCAUUGGAAAGUCGUACGUCGAUACGAAGUACGUUUUAGGUCAUGAUGUUGCUGCUGAAACAGUCUGGUCUGCGCAAGUAGCACCACCAAAGAGUAGCAUGUAA
Leishmania major strain Friedlin is the source of this 429-nucleotide messenger RNA. RefSeq lists its product as hypothetical. The transcript has a single exon. NCBI's taxonomy places the organism in Eukaryota, Euglenozoa, Kinetoplastea, Trypanosomatida, Trypanosomatidae. The record is from RefSeq and is a predicted model, not a curated record. Bases 1 to 429 code for a protein of 142 amino acids. Gene Ontology annotation, cellular component: mitochondrion; MICOS complex; mitochondrial inner membrane.